Messenger RNA from Balaenoptera acutorostrata (minke whale), 2614 nucleotides. RefSeq lists its product as uncharacterized. Gene Ontology annotation, biological process: neuromuscular synaptic transmission; maintenance of presynaptic active zone structure; regulation of synaptic plasticity. The record is from RefSeq and is a predicted model, not a curated record. The transcript is spliced from 4 exons. NCBI's taxonomy places the organism in Eukaryota, Metazoa, Chordata, Mammalia, Artiodactyla, Balaenopteridae. Bases 626 to 1516 code for a protein of 296 amino acids. Gene Ontology annotation, molecular function: structural constituent of presynaptic active zone. Gene Ontology annotation, cellular component: cytoskeleton of presynaptic active zone.
GUCCGAUUGCUGGAUCGUAUAGUAAGAGUAUGUUUAGUUUUGUAAGACACUGCCAAACUCUCUUCCAGAAUGGCUGUACUAUUUUGCAUUCCCACCAGCAAUGAAUGAGCAUUCCUAUUACUUCACAUUCUUGCAAGUAUUUGGGGCUGUCAGUGUUUGGAUUUUCAUUUUUCUAAUAGGUAGGAGCAUUGUCUUUAAUUGGCGGGGGGGGGGGGAAUAAAGGAAGUAACUCAGAUAUUCAUUAAUAUCAAUAGAAUGAUCUUGAUUAAGCAUGGUCAGUCCCUGAACUAGUGUCCUCCCGGACUGGGGAGUGCAGCGCGGGGCGGGGACUCGCAGAGAGGAGAACAGCGCAUCAACCCCAGCGGGAGGCGCGCAGGUCUCGGGAUGCGGAAGGCGGGCAGGCGCCGCGCUCCUCUCCGCCCCCACGAGCAAGACGGUCACGUGCAGCGGAGGGGCUGACCUCCGCGGGCGGGCCUGGGAGGGGCGCCGCGCAGGUGGUUCAGGGUCGCCCGAGGCUAGGCGCGAGGCGGGCGCUUGCGCAGCGCGGGGCGGAGUGCGAGCCGGGGCCGGAACCGCCGCGGGUCGGGAAGGGCGGGGAGGAGCCUGGGAGCGCGCCGGCCGCCGCAUGGGGAGGGGCGGGGCGGAGCCGCGGCGCGCGCGCCCGUCGGAGGGGGCGGGACAGAGCAGCCAUUGGGCGCGCUCAGGUUGGCCGCUGGGAGCGUGGGGCGAGCGUGGACCGCGGCGCGGCGGUGCGAUUCUUUUCCCGGCCCUUCUCCCCGCCCCAGGCGAGGGCACCGUGUGGCGGCGGCGGCGGCGGCGGCGGGGCCAGCGAGGCCGGAGGAGGCGGCUGUGCCCGGGCAUGGUGGUCUGGGGCAACGCGGAAGGUGGAGGAGUUACUGAUGGCCAUGGAGAAGGUAAAACAAGAGCUGGAGUCCAUGAAGGCGACGCUGUCCUGCACUCAGCAGUCACUGGCAGAGAAGGAAACUCAUUUGACCAACCUUCGGGCCGAGAGAAGAAAACACUUAGAGGAAGUUCUGGAGAUGAACACAUGCAAAUGACAGUCCAGGCUCUCCAGGAUGAAUUGCGGAUCCAGAGGGACCUGAACCAGCUGUUUCAACAGGAUAGUAACAGUAGGACUGGUGAGCCUUGCGUGGCAGAGCUGACGGAGGAGAACUUUCAGAGGCUGCACACUGAGCAUGAGCAGCAGGCCAAGGAGCUGUUCCUCCUUCGAAAGACUCUGGAGGAGAUGGAGCUGCGGAUUGAGACUCAGAAGCAAACCCUGAACGCUCAGGACGAAUCCAUCAAGAAGCUUCUGGAGAUGUUGCAGAGCAAGGGGCUUUCUGCUAAGGCUACUGAGGAGGACCAUGAGAGAACAAGGAGACUGGCAGAGGCAGAGAUGCAUGUCCACCACCUCGAAAGCCUUUUGGAGCAGAAGGAAAAAGAGGACGCUCUGUUGAGAGAGCAUAAAUUUCCAGAAAUGAAUUUGCUCAGGGUGUGUACGUUUUCAAAACUCUGAAUAUCAGUCUUGUCUCCCAGAGUGAUUGGACCAGUUUAUCCUCCCAGAAGCAUAUACUGUAUUUUUACGGUUAAUCUGCAGCUAUGUACGUUACAAUCUUCAAAUUACUGGACUGUAUUGUUUUAGAAAAUUUUCUAUCAACUGCUGUGUUGUAGGCACCAUCCUGAGUUUCUUUCAUUUUACUUUCAAGAGUUUAUAUUUUAAUGAGGUAACCUGGAGCCUGGCCAUAGAACAUUGUAAGAGAAGGUGUAAUCAUCUCAAAUAGCAUGCAGCAUGAAAACCCUACCAGCAUCGUGAUGAACUUUGAAUGUUACGUUUUUACUCCUUCUGUUCUGAAUAUUUCAACCUGUGCCCAUUUAUUUUUGAGUUUUGGAGUUAAUAAAUAGUGAAUAGUUAAGGAUUAUGAAAAGCCACAGUGUUAUUCUGGCAGAGAACAACCAGCAAUAUGGUGAAUUUGAACAAGUAGUAGGAAAAAACAUGAAUUUAAGACUAAUUUUGAAGUAACAAGCUCUACAAAUAUUAAGUCCCACUUCUGAACAUAAUGUGGAAAGAAAUAUAGGCCUUGUUAGUUGUAUCAAUACACAAUUCCAGUUGCCAUUAGUAAUGUAGCGUCAUCUUACAGGAAACACAGUCCUAUGGAUUAAAAUUAUUUAAGAGCAAGUAGAAGUGAUUGCUUCAUGAACACAUGUUUAGAAUGCUGGUUCUCCUUUCUUUGUCUCCUACUUGCCUUCAAGACUUAGCUCAAAUUGCAGUUCUUCUGUGAAGUCUUCCUUGUGCAGCUCUAUACAUAUAUGUAGAUGAGCCAGUAAUAUUAUAGUAUACUUCCAUGUGUGUUUCUUCAUUGUUCACUUAAUUUUUUGCACCAAGGAUGUGUGUAUAUAUAUAUAUGAAAUUUUAUCUUGUCAGUGUCUUAACAAAUGCACAGUGGGUACUCAAGAAAUGUUGGUUGAAUAAGUUGAAAUGUAGGGAAAGAAGUUUAAGCCUGGAGCUUACAGAAAGAAGGAUAGCUUUUCCAAUUCUUUUUUCUCCAGUGUGACCACUGGAUACUAAAACCUAACGAAGGUUAGAAAACAAACUAAAACUCCAAACCAGUUUUGC